UUCUAUACGAGGCGUCAGUCUAUGUAUAAAGUCGGAAGUAUCGUGGUAUACGGAUUGUUAAUACCGUGGAAAAUAUCAUUCAACAACGAACUGCGAGAUAGCACGCGUGCAUUUGUUUGAAUCCACUAGGCGGACAACGCUUAGGUAAACCGAAUAAAAAUCGCUUGAACGAGGACCACGAAGCGUUUCUUGAGCUACCAGAGCCGAGAUCCUUUGCUGCCUAGGUUCUGGUCAGGGUCAGUGCGCGGGACCAUCCCGCCUCGAGAGAUUCAUCAAACAUCGUUUUCCAAAUUUCCAACAUCCAAAAUUGCAACUUGUCGAAAUUAUUUUCGAAUUGAAAAUAAUUAGAGCUUCUGUAAAUUUGCACCUGGAAGAACGAAGAGAAUAAAUCAAUAGAGAGGAAGCUUUCUUCAAGGAGGAAUCGUCUCGUUGCUGUUCUUCAUCGUUUCGACAGACAGGCGACAGCCUUCGUAUCUUCUCUUUUGCAACAUUUCGAAGAAUUCGUCUACGCGACAGGAUGAAACUAGUAAUCUUAGUGACUCUGCUGGCGGUCCUGUAUACCGUCGACUAUUCCAAUAGUGCUGCAGUCAGAUCGGAGGAAUUCGCUGAACAGUUGCGCAGGAUUGUCCAUGAAAUGCACCCCGAUAACCUAAGAACACAGAGAGCAACCGAGAGCGGAAAUGACGACCGUCCGAAACGGAAUUGUUACGAUACACCCUGCGGAUGGAAUACAUACAAUCCUGUCACUCGGCGAGGCACGAUUUUCAUGCCGAAUACAUGUAAGUGUCCUGAUGAUACGUACAGGUGCGUGCGUACAGGCGAAAACGUAUCCAUGAGUGCGUACGUAUAUCACUGUCGUCAAAAUACGACAUCGGACGAUAUUGAAGGCGAAACGUCUGAAGAUAUGGAUUAUCUUAGUUAAGAAAGAUGCAGACAUACCUGAAUGACAAACGCCUUUUCGAACAACCGUUGUUAUGGUGUUGUCACCGUUCUGGUCACUGUAUUACCAUCUGUAUGACACUCAAAUUAAAUGCUACAUACGGACUACAUACGGAUACGUAAAUCUACAAAAGAAAACGUCACGCUGUCACAAUAUAUUCGCGUCAAAUAAUUGUAUACAUCAAAAAUCGGCAUCUCGCUGUCUAACGAGACGCCGCUUGUGUAUAAGAUAUAGCGGGAAGAAAAUCAAAUACCGGUUCGAUAUUUGAAAUUAAAUAUGGCCGCGAUAUUAUUUCGAUAAUCGAAAUUACCGACAAGCUAAGAUAAGAAGUUUUUCAACAAUUUUUCAAUCUCUAAACAUAAAUCGACAUAAUCGUAUCGAUCUAAUUUAAAGAUUUUUAACGAAUUUGUAGUAUUUAUAGAUAAAUAAAAUGAAAAUCGGAUAAGAUUGAUUAGAUGUAGUAAACGGAAUAUCGGUUUACCGGCGCGUGAAUGUUAGAAUAGACUUUCAGUAUAAAAUAACAUUUUAAUUAUAAACUAACACAUUUAUAAGAUAUUUUUAUGCACAAGUUUCCCUAAGGUGAUCAUCUACGAGAUUUUGAUAAUUCUCGCAAGAAACGUUGUUAAAAAUUAGUAAUUUUACCUUAAUUACACGGAACGAAUCUUCGAACAACGCACCAACGUCGCUUGGGAACCGUAGACUGCGCGCGCAUAUUCCCUGUCGCUAUGAGUAAGAUCUCGCGCAGUAGCGCCAUUUUCAAAUUCAUUUAGCUUCUACUACACUGUAAAUUUGAAUUUCGUUACAAAUCCUUAAAACAAAAAUGAUGAAUAUAGAAGUGUUGUGUAAUUUUGAUGUAAAACAAAUAACAAAGGGGGAAAUUGAACUGCUAUCGUUCGAAAUAGACAAGACGCACGGAACACAAAGCCGUAAGUUAAUCGCAGUUUUUCUUCAAAUUACUCAUAUAGAAAAUUCAUCAUAAGGUAAUCAAGCGAUAACUAACAUACAUCAAUAUUUUAUGAUUUUUAGUAAUAAGUUUCAUUAUACUUUCUUGGCAUAAAAUAGUAGGAAGUAUGUAAUGAAAUCUUUUCAGACCUGAUUGAUCUUAUGGAAAUAAGCUAUUAACGAUGAAUUUUAAUCUAUACAAAAAUAUCUGAUUUGUAAAAAAGCCACUUAAUUUUUUGAAAAAUGGAUAAGAUCGGGUCUAAGAAGAUUCAAGUUUGUAUCAAACUUUAAUAAGAUCCAAACUUCGUAUUCGUAAUUUUAUUCUUAAGCCACGAUGCUUACCAGAAGUAAACUUUUAUUUGAAAUUUUGAAGUAUUCGGAAGCCUUGUCUUUGUCUACUUUCUGUAAAAUUGUAUUUAUUUACGUCAAUCCGGUACUCAUGGUUAUUAUGAAAACAUAUCUUUCAUUUAUCAUAAUUUAAUCCAUAAAAGAAUAAAACGAAUACGAAACUUUAAUAUUUUCAUCGGUAACCAUGAAGUUGUCGAGAAUCGAUUUUUAUAAUCGAAUACAAAUCUUGGCGAUUCGAUGUACUGAUUUCUAUUCGAAUUUCAAAAUACCAGUUACGAAUAAGAACGAAUUUAUUUUUUACCGAACCAAAUCGGCCAUUAACAAUAAAUAAUGUAAUUAUUUUUAAGUUAACGAACACCUUAGAAGUACUCAAGGUGGUGUAAAAUUAGCAAGGAUAGGUUACAGUAUUUCUAUAAGGAAUAAUCCAUAAUUUUGUACUUAAAGGGAAAAAUUAUUUCGAAUCUUUUUUGUAUAUCAUUAUCGACUAUUUAUAACGUGCAAUAGUAACAUAUAGUUGAUGAAAGAAAUGCAGCAGUUUAGGUUACGAUCUCGUUAUGUUUCUUGCAUCGACUAUAAUUAUAUCGUUCGAUUAUUAUAAACGUCAUAUUCGAAUUUUUACUUAAAAACCAAAGAGAUUCUUACUUCAAUUAUUUUCCAUCUGAUUGACUUUUUACAUUUCAUAGAUUACACCGUCUUGUGAUUGCUUUGCAACAAUCUUGAAUAUUAUUAUCGAGAUGAAAUAAAGCCGAGAUGAUGAUAGAUCAUCUUGUUUCUUGUUUUCAAUUGUGUCGGAAUAGAUAUACAUGAAAGGAUAAAAUAGAAAAGUAAUUAUAUAGAACAAUUUGUCUACACGUUUACAAUAUCAAUCGUAUUGUAAGUUUGUUGAAAAAUUAGAUAAUUUGAUCCUUUAUAUGUAAUGCCUAAAUCAUCUAGAAAAUGUUGGUUUUCUUGAUACUGAAAAUACUUAAAAGUUAUUUGAACGAAUUAAUAAUUUCGAAUACUCUUACUGUUUCAAGAGAACGUGUAGAAAAUAAUACAGACAAUGUAUUCGUAUGCAGUAUUUCACUUAAUAUUUAAUACACAGGAAGAGUAAAUUAUCUAUAGUUGUACGACGAUUACCAAUGUUAUCAUUUUUAAUAAAAAUAAGUAAUGUUGCUGGAAA
Molecule: messenger RNA, 3392 nt
Organism: Bombus pascuorum
Lineage: Eukaryota; Metazoa; Arthropoda; Insecta; Hymenoptera; Apidae
Exons: 3
Coding region: 518-922 (134 amino acids)
Source: RefSeq, a predicted model, not a curated record